AUGAACGAAAUCACGGAUAAGCCUAACUGGAACGUGAAGGUCUCUGACGAUGCCAUCGUGGAUAAGUGGCGGAAGGAAAUGCUGACGGGAAACUACGGUUUUUCUGAAGCUAUGACAAAGUGGGUUAUGGAUGAGCUUCGCUACAAAACGAGGAUUUUUCACGAAUACGGACUUGUGGACGUAUUCAACGGUGGAGUGGUCAAAUCAGACACAGCUUUGCCUGGAUCAGUGAAUCAGGAGUUGAAAGCAGGGGUUCAGAAACUGGAAGAUGUUCCAGAAGAUCUCAAGGAUUACCACCCUUCCACGAACAAGCAAGUCCUGAAUUUGGUGCACCCGUCUCUCUUCCCUCUUGUCUAUGGCCGAUCGCGUAUCCUCAGCGAGAAGCUCUUAGGCCUGGAUGACUGCAUCCCCAGCUGUGGUUUGGGAGAAACACUUCCUGUUCCCCAAGACAAGUACACAGUGUUUGACGACAAGCUAGAUAAUCACUCUGGCUGGGCGGGCAAUUUCUGGAAAGACAAGAUAUACAGCCAGAAAUUCCAAUGGCUACCUUGUAAUGUGGAGUUUAUUGACGAGCCGGGCUCGUACCUGCCUCUAGAUCCAAAAGACCCUUCUAAAGUUGCAGCAGCAUCCCUUGCGCCACCAUGUCGGAUAACAAGCUAUAUCAACAACCUUCACCCCCACAAACAUCGAGAACUGUACAGAACCAUCGAGAAGGUGAUAUCCUGCGCAAUACCGUUGUGGAACAGAACCCUAUCCUCUCUAAGUGCCGAAUAUACUCGACGGAUUAACUACGACAUAUGCAUUAGGGAAAGUUCACUUUCCCCGUCUCGGGAGGGUACAAAUGGAUCGAGAAAACCGAAACGUUCGAUAACUAAGUCUGGAUAUGUACUACCAGAACCUAGAAAGUUCGAACCUACGAUGACACCGUCACUGUCACCCGGAUCCGUGGAUUUGAAGAAACAAUACCGCAAGACUGGUUUGCAAGUGAUCGUGAAACUUGCAACCAUCCAUCUAACCCCCGAAAAACCCAAAUAUGAUGGCGGCGCUUGGCAUGUAGAAGGCCAACUUAAUGAGCACAUCUGCGCAACCGCACUCUACUACUACGAUAACCAAAACAUCACCAAUGGCCACGUAGCCUUCCGCCAGCAGUGUGCCACAAACCCAAAAAUAAAAAAUAGCCGUGGAGAAGACCCAGCAUUCCUCCCCGAAAUCUUUGGGAAGCACACUCUAUCCUCCGCAACCCAAAUUCCCGGCAGCGUUGAAUGCUCUCAAGGCCGCCUCCUUACAUUUCCUAACACCGUCCAACACCGUGUCGAACCCUUUGAGCUGGCCGAUAAAUCCAAGCCAGGUCACCGCAAAAUCCUAACCCUGUUCCUAGUGGACCCGCACAUCCGCAUAAUCUCCACGGCAAACGUACCACCGCAGCGCCGGGACUGGUGGAUGGAGCAUAUCGAGUCAACGGGGGCGCUGAAGAAGCUGCCCAAGGAGUUGGUGGACAUGAUUUUGGGCAGUGGCAGUGAGGCGGAUUUCCCGUUUAACAUGGAGGAGGCGAAGCGGUUUCGGUUGGAGUUAAUGGCGGAGAGGACGGCGAGGGUCACGGAGCAAGAUAGACAUUUUAGGCAUAGGGUGUUUUCGCUCUGUGAGCAUUAA
This is a messenger RNA of Histoplasma capsulatum G186AR, 1650 nucleotides long. RefSeq lists its product as uncharacterized. The transcript has 3 exons. The record is from RefSeq and is a predicted model, not a curated record. Bases 1 to 1650 code for a protein of 549 amino acids. NCBI's taxonomy places the organism in Eukaryota, Fungi, Ascomycota, Eurotiomycetes, Onygenales, Ajellomycetaceae.